AUGAGUGAUUUCAACCAAGUCGCCGAAGCAUUCGUAAAGUUCUACUACGAGACCUUUGACUCCAACCGAGAACAACUUGGUCCCCUUUACAGAGAGCACUCCAUGUUGACCUUCGAGGGCCAACAAUUCAGUGGUGCUGGCAACAUUGUCCAAAAGCUUGCGUCUUUGCCCUUCCAAAAGGUGGCUCACCGUAUCAGCACCAUCGACGCACAGCCAAGCAACCCUUCCGUUGCCAGCCUCAUCGUUUCUGUGACCGGUCAGCUUUUGGUUGAUGAGGAGCAGAACCCUCAAAUGUUCUCCCAAAGCUUCAACCUGGUUCCUGAGGGUAACUCGUACUAUGUCUUCAAUGACAUUUUCCGCUUGAACUACGCGUAA
This is a messenger RNA of Zychaea mexicana, 375 nucleotides long. RefSeq lists its product as uncharacterized. Gene Ontology annotation, cellular component: nuclear pore central transport channel. The record is from RefSeq and is a predicted model, not a curated record. The coding region runs from base 1 to 375 and encodes 124 amino acids. Gene Ontology annotation, biological process: protein import into nucleus. The transcript has 4 exons. Lineage: Eukaryota; Fungi; Mucoromycota; Mucoromycetes; Mucorales; Lichtheimiaceae.